UCUCUCUCUCUCUCUCUCUCUCUCUCUCAUUGUUUUCCACACUGAAUCUGGCGCCGCCGGGCUUGGUAUUGAGUUAACAAAUGACCAAGCCGCUGCGUAGAAGAAAGGAGCGCAACGUGAGAUCAUUCCGCUGGAGAGACGCAACUUCGCUGCUCCAAAGUGGCAUGAAUAUACUAUAAUAUUAUUAGGUUUCUUCUUUUGGUUUUGGGGUGCGUGGAUCAGGUUUGAAGAGAGACAGAAGAAGGAGAAGAGGGAGUGUGAGCCAAUUGGAAUGAGAGUUCAAGUCAAGUGAGCCGGCAGAUUGGACAUUUAAAGCCUCUUAAAGCAGGUGGUGGGAGGAAUACGGCGCGAGGGGAGUGUGUUUAUGCAACGCGUUGUGGAUGUUUGUGAGCAUGUGUGAUUCCCAGUGGUAAUCCACACUGGACACAGCGUCAAGGGGGUGGUCAGGUGUGUGUUUGUGGGUCGCUGGGUGGGGGCAUCAUUUUAAGCGAAGACAGAGGUAGUUAUGGUUUCUCCGAGCUGGACGUGAUGAAGUAGCUCUGUGAAAGUUUGAGGGUUGUAAGACCGGAGAGGAGGAGAGCUGGGCGGACGGACGGACGGACGCCGUGGGAGGGAGAAGGAGGGGGACACCACCACAGCCACCGCCAAAGCGCACUACACGUUCCCCAAUCCCAUGACGCAAGGAUGGAGAGCACAAGAGCGCACAGGAUAACUCGGCUCGAUCCUAGAAACGGGAGCAGAAAGAUCCCCGGGAAGCUAGACAUGAGGAGUGUCAGACACCGAGGACACCUCCACCUGCAGAGGACUGUGAUUUUUUUCAUCGCGCUCACGAUACAAUCGCAGGGUGUGUGUGCAGUUGGGAAGUUCGAGCUUCAGAUCCAUUACUUCCAGAACCCCCUCGGCCUUCUGCAGACGGGAGACUGCUGCGACCUCCAGGCCAACGGGGGGCAGCGCUGCUCUGCCAGGAACCAAUGUGACACUUACUUCCAAGCCUGCCUUAAGGAGUACCAAGCCCGGGUCAUCCCAACUGGAGCCUGCACCUUCGGGUCGGGCAGCACAGGGAUCCUGGGUGGAAACUCCCAGUCGCUCCACCACCGAGGACACGAUGGAGGAGGAGGAGGCGGAGAGGAUGGGACUAAUGGACACAUUGUCAUUCCCUUCAAAUACGCAUGGCCAAAGUCCUUCUCACUGGUGUUGGAGGCUCUGGACUACGACAACGACACAUCAGGAUCAGGUCAGCUGAUUGAGCGAGUCCUCCUCUCUUCCAUGUUGAACCCUGGUGAGCAGUGGCAGACGUACCGACACCAUGGACGGUCUCUUAGCCUACAUUACCGGCUUCGCUUCCGCUGUGAUUCAAACUACUACGGACCUUUCUGCAACAAGUUCUGCAGGGCCCGCGAUGACUUCUUCGGUCACUUCAACUGUGACCCCAGCGGCUCCAAGGUCUGCAUGGAGGGCUGGACGGGGCCAGAGUGUAAAGAAGCGGUGUGCAGGCAGGGGUGUCAUCAAGUCCACGGCUCCUGCACGGCGCCUGCAGAAUGCAAGUGUCAUUAUGGCUGGAAGGGCCCUCUGUGUGACCAGUGUGUGACGUUCCCUGGCUGUGUGUACGGAAGCUGCACCGAGCCCUGGCAGUGUGUAUGCGACGUUAACUGGGGAGGACUACUGUGUGACAAAGAUCUGAACUACUGUGGCACCCACCAGCCCUGUAAGAACGGUGGGACCUGCACAAACACAGAGCCAAACGAGUACCACUGUGAAUGCCAGGAAGGUUUCAGAGGACGCAACUGUGACAUCGUGGAGCACGCGUGUUUGUCGUCCCCGUGUAUGAACGGAGCCACCUGUGUGGAAGACCCGACGGGCUUCAGCUGCACCUGUACCAACGGCUGGACCGGACACACGUGCACUGAUGCUGCGAGGCAGUGUGACCGGAGCCCUUGUGGACGUGGAGCAACAUGUCAGGAGACUCCUGGAGGAUACCGAUGCCUCUGCCCACCCGGAUGGACCGGCAGGACGUGCCAGCUGGACACCAAUGAGUGUGAAAUGAGUAUAUGCGUCCACGCCCGCUCUUGUCGCAACCUGAUCGGUGGAUACUUGUGUGACUGCCUUCCUGGAUGGACGGGGCCUACCUGUGACAUCAGGAACAGCAGCUGUCAGGGUUUGUGUCUGAACGGUGGUCGUUGUGAGGACCAGUCAUCAGGGUCCAGAUGUUUGUGUCCACCUGGUUUCUCGGGGAAAUAUUGCCAAAAUGGUCCAAGUCCUUGUGACAGCGCUCCCUGUCUGCAUGGGGGACAGUGUGUGGAGAAGGAUGGAAGGACCGUCACCUGUAACUGUCCCACGGGACAUUCAGGAGUCUUCUGUGAGAUUGUGUUGGAUCCGUGCAACCCUAACCCCUGCCAGCCGGGGGUACCAUGUCGUAGCAUGGAAGGUAGAUAUAUGUGUGCAUGUCCCGAGGGUUACUACGAUAACAAGUGCAUUAGCAUAAAGAAUCCUUGCAUUGGUCAACACUGUCCAGAUGCCAUGUCCGACACGACCAACGGGGGUGUCAGCUUCUACAUCAUCCUGGUGAGCGUCUUAGCUUUGCUGAUGGUCUGUGGCUGUGCUGCCUGUGCCUUCAUCCUCUCCCACCUCCAUCGAAAGCGGAAAAAGCAGCAGGCCAUCCCACAGGAAGAAGGCAUCAACAACCAGAGGGAGUUUGUAAACCUCAUCAGAAACGUGGACCGUCCUGUGCCCUUCCUGCCCCCCGCCACCCCGCUCGCACACCCUCCAGCCCCUCCUGCUCCAGUCUCACGUUGCUACGAGGAGAUUGAACUGACUCUGCCGCCCUCCCCUGCACCUUCACACCCGUCUCCAGCACUAAAGCCAGCCCACGCCCCCAAACUGGACAUUUCAAACCGCGAGAGGGAGAAGUUGAACCGCUUUCACUACACAGACAACCAGGAGCUGGAGGCCUGACCCUUAACUUUUGAGCCUCUGAGGAGCUUUUUUAAUUUUAUUUCAUUUUUGCAUUUUUCGCACUCUCUCGCUCACAGGAACCUGUUUCCAGUUUCUUGCACUGUGUCACUGUCGCAGUCAUGAAAAUGGGGUGCCCUAAGACCUUUAUGUGCUCAGAUAGAUCAUUGAAGGCUGCUAAGUAGAAAGGUCGAAAGUCUUACUGUGUUGCCGUCUUUUACCUAAUUAACUAUGAGAAGCAGCAGCAUGUUUGACUGAAAGACACAUCAGACUCUUACAUUGAUUUUGGAGACUUAAAACCUUAGAGUGCCUAAGAUACCUUCAAGAGUAAUUAGAGGAUCAUCGUCUAAGAGCCUCUCAACCUGUCUCCUGGUCCAUGAUGCCAUCUGAUAGGUGGUCGGACCUCCACUUCUGUUUUAGACUGAACUCUGACAGACGGAGAGAUCAUUGAAUGGCUACUUAUUUAACACUCAGUGUGUGUUUCUGUGUCUGGUUGGGUGUUAAGUGUGUGUGUGUGUGUGUGUGUGGGAGAAAGAGAGAGAGAGUGGAAGAGAGAAUGUAUAUUAUGAGUAUAUAUGGAGGGAUAAGGAAAGACUCUUUAAGAAAAGAAAACAAAGUGCGUAUACUUGUCAAAGAGGCUGCAUACUCCUGCUCCAAAGGCUUUUUAAGCCUUUUGAAAACUGUUUUAAAACUAUACACUGUUGCCUGUAUUGUCUCUGUAAUACUACAGCUUGUCAAAGAUGUAUGAUUUUUUUUCAUACAAGUGUGUAAAAUAGCUUUUUUGUACAUGAAUAUAUUGUACAUAUUGAUGCCCUUUUUGUACUGUGGUUUGGUCUGAAAGUAUCACUGUAUUACUUUGCUCUGUUUGUCCCAUUUCACUUUCCAUUUGGAGCAACCAGCACAUGUGGAUUGUAAUAAAAGUGCAUUUACCAACUCUA
Molecule: messenger RNA, 3887 nt
Organism: Etheostoma spectabile (orangethroat darter)
Lineage: Eukaryota; Metazoa; Chordata; Actinopteri; Perciformes; Percidae
Product: protein jagged-1b
Biological process (GO): cell communication; multicellular organism development; Notch signaling pathway
Cellular component (GO): membrane
Molecular function (GO): calcium ion binding
Source: RefSeq, a predicted model, not a curated record